This is a messenger RNA of Carya illinoinensis, 1208 nucleotides long. Its product is annotated as (+)-neomenthol dehydrogenase. Lineage: Eukaryota; Viridiplantae; Streptophyta; Magnoliopsida; Fagales; Juglandaceae. The coding region runs from base 206 to 1126 and encodes 306 amino acids. Gene Ontology annotation, cellular component: membrane. The record is from RefSeq and is a predicted model, not a curated record. The transcript has 4 exons.
AAUAUAUCAACGUCGUGAAGUUAGGGCAAUCCUGUAGGUAUGAGUAAACAGUGGGGGCCCUUUUCAAUUACAUAUACAAGAGCACGUUGCUAUUGCCACCGCGUCUCGCUUGCCUUAUUUAAUCUAUAUACUACAUGUCAUCUCCCUCAUCACUUCCAUCUAUAUAAGUACACAAAUCUCUUACCUCUUCUUGAUCUGAAGAAAAAUGGAGUCCGCCAAGGAACCAGCUCAAGCUGUCCCUUUUUCCUCUCCUUUCCUCCCUUCAAGCAGGUGGUGGUCCAAGGAAACGGUGGCUAUCGUCACCGGAGCGAACCGGGGGAUUGGGUUUGCACUGGUGCAGCGCUUGGCAGAAUUGGGACUCACUGUAAUCUUAACUUCUAGAGACUCAGAGCGGGGCCACUGUGCUGCUCAGGCGCUGAGAGCCCAAGGACUUCACGUUCACUGCUUAAGCCUCGAUGUCUCCGACCCUGCUUCAAUCAAGACUUUCGUAGCAUUGUUCCGUAUGAAAUUCGGAACGUUGGAUAUCCUCGUGAACAAUGCAGCUGUCUCCUUCAAUGAGAUCAAUGAGAAUUCAGUGAAGCAUGCGGAGACAGUGAUCAAUACCAAUUUCUAUGGAGCAAAGUUACUUACGGAGGCUCUCUUGCCCAUGUUUCGUCGCUCCCCUUCCACUAGUCGGAUUCUUAAUAUUAGCUCUAGACUUGGCUCACUAAACAAGCUCAGAAAUCCAGAUAUAAAAAACAUACUAGAAAGUGAAAAUUUGUCGGAGGAGCAGAUCGAGGCUGUGGUAAGAUUGUUUCUUCAAGAUGUGAAAAAUGGAAGAUGGGAGUGGCAAGGGUGGCCAAAAUUAUGGACAGAUUAUGCAGUGUCAAAGCUGGCACUAAAUGCAUACACAAGGGUUUUAGCAAAGCGGUACGAGGGAAGAGAUAUAAGUGUGAAUUGCUUCUGUCCCGGUUUCACUCAGACAUCUAUGACUGGUGGAAAAGGAAAGCAUACAGCCGAGGGCGCUGCAGAUGUUGGAGCUAGGCUGCUCCUGCUUCCUCCUCAGGAGCUACAAACUGGAAAAUUCUUUGUUGGAAGCAGCAGCAGUGCUAGUACUGCUGCUUCUGUCGUUAAUUCUAAAUUAUAAUUAGUUAUUUUAAUUAAUUUUUAUUUCUGCAUCUUAUAAAAAAAAAAUAUUUAUAUAUAUAUAUAUAUUUAUCAAUAUCCAA